AUUUUCAACAAGAGAGGAGUCCACUGAUUAUAAAAUACUCCUUGUUCACCGUUCUCUUAAACCUUUUCAUCUGCUCUUGAGUUAUCACCACUAAUUACAAUUACGAGUGUUACAGCAUCAUCUCUGCUUCAAAUUUUUUCUUUCACAAGAAAACUUUCAGGGAUGGGGAAUUCCUUUCUCCUUGAGUUCAAAGUGUCUGAUCGUUUCUACAUAUGCCGUAUCUGCCAAACCCACGUCGCUCUCUGCCAAGAUUUCAGCCUCAAUUACUCGCCAGUGACGGGGGUGAAUGGAGGUGUAUUUGAUAAAGUGGUGAAUUUGCAUGUAAACGAAGCAGAGAAGCAGAGGCAACUUGGUCCUCACACGAUAGCAGAUGUCUACUGUAACAAAUGCAACAAUCUGCUGGGAUGGAAAUUUAUUGAAGUAUUUGAAGAGGAUCCAGUCGCAAGAAAAGAGAUGGUUAUGUUGCAAAUGGGGAAGCUGCAGGAAAGGAAUGGAAACCAAAUAGAAGAAGCAGUGGAACCUAAAGCAACGAGGAGCAUCAGUAAUUGAAGAAAUAUAAAACCACCAUAGAAGAUUCUUGCAAGGAUCUCUCUCGAAGAAAUCAAUUAACUUCUAAAAGAGAAAAUUCGGAUGGUCUUUACUUUGUAAUUUCCAUACGUUUCAUAAGCUUUUUCUAAAAGUGAAAAUUCGGAGUUUCCUCUAUGUACCCUGAUAUGGCACUGCGACGUUCCACACCUGAACAAAAGAAGGGAUUCCUACACUAGUUUCAUUUUUACUAAAAGGGGGUUAUACACCAGUUCUAAACUACUGAUACACAAUUCGGCGAUGUUUUAUGUUGAAACUGGUGAUAGUAUUGUUAUCAGGCUGCAAGAUUGUAGCCUCUGAGUACGAAUUUAGUGCUGUUUAGCAUCAGUUAUUGUAUGAAGUUGCAACUUUGAUUGAACAACACUAAGGGAUUCAUCCACUAGUUUCUUUUUGUUAAAAGGGAUUUAUACACCAGUU
Messenger RNA from Lycium ferocissimum, 1002 nucleotides. RefSeq names its product protein yippee-like At3g11230. Lineage: Eukaryota; Viridiplantae; Streptophyta; Magnoliopsida; Solanales; Solanaceae. The record is from RefSeq and is a predicted model, not a curated record. Bases 163 to 549 code for a protein of 128 amino acids. The transcript has 5 exons.